This is a messenger RNA of Emiliania huxleyi CCMP1516, 648 nucleotides long. RefSeq lists its product as hypothetical. Gene Ontology annotation, cellular component: membrane. The record is from RefSeq and is a predicted model, not a curated record. The transcript has 2 exons. The coding region runs from base 1 to 648 and encodes 215 amino acids. Gene Ontology annotation, molecular function: nucleoside transmembrane transporter activity; symporter activity. Lineage: Eukaryota; Haptophyta; Isochrysidales; Noelaerhabdaceae. Gene Ontology annotation, biological process: nucleoside transmembrane transport.
AUGGAGGAAGCGCCUUUGGAGAAGAAGAAGACGCCCAGCAUCAGCGCCUGCUGGACCGGCAUGCAGGACGAACUCGAACUCCUCGACAUGAGGAUCGGACUCGCAAUGCCUGGCUUCGGCCUCAAGACGAUCACUGCGCUCCUGCCGUACACCCGCGAUCCUCCCCGCUGGGCCAAGGCCACCAUUGCAACGCUCGUGCUCGGCGCCCACCUUGCUGUGAUCUCGGUCCUCCGCACGAACACGUGGCAGUCGUGGGUUCCCGUCCUCGGCCUCGCCAUGCUCGCGGGCGGGUGUGUGCUCGGCUCCACUCACCGGUCGGCAAUCUCCGUGGGCACCGUUUCCACCGGAUUCGCGCUGCAGUUCUGGUUCGGCGUGCUCGUGACGCGGACAGACGCAGGCUCGUGGGCGCUGUCGUAUGUCUCGUGCCUGAUGACGACCCUUCUCAAGUACGCGGGGCUUGGCGCCGCCUUUGUCUUUGGCGACGACCUUCUCGCCUUCUUUGCCUUCUCCGUGCUCCCGAUCAUCCUCUACUUCUCGGCAAUCAUCUCCCUCCUCGCGUACCUCGGCGCCCUGCAGGCAGCCUUAUACACCGCACACCUCCGUAGAGCCUACACGACCACGCCUACUCUCAAUAUGUGGUGUGCGUAG